AUGACAGAAAGCAUUCAGUACCAACCAGUUACAACACGCUCAACAAGAGCGUGUCUGCCGUGUAGGACAAGGAAAGUAAGAUGUGAUGCAUCGCAUCGUGGAGUUCCAUGUACCAACUGUUGCUUGGAUGGGAAAGAAUGCCUUGUUGCUGAACGGAAGUCAAGACGCCAAAUUCCCUGUCUAGACAGAACGGUUCUGCCUCUUGAAGACAACCAAGGAACAUACGCUGCGGUUGAAGCCACGCAGCCACUCGAGACAGCUCAACAACAGCCGAACAAUCCCAAUACAACACCGGACUCUGGAAGUUUUGAAGGCAUAAACAUGGAUUCAUCCAAUACAUACAUCUACAGUAACAUUCAUAGCGCCUCUCGCGAGUCUAUGACCAAAGAUACCGAAAUACCAAGACCUAUUACAGAAUCACAUAUGUGCUAUCAAGACUUUCGCGAAUAUGGGUUUAUUAAACUCGGAAAUAUGGAAACUCUUUCGUCGGAGGACUUGCAUUAUCUGCAAACGCAGCGCUGCUUUCAUCUCCCAAGUAAACUCCUGCUAGAUGAACUCAUCAGGCGUUACCUAUUCUAUGUCCAUCCCCUGCUCCCUAUUCUUGAUGAUCAGUCGUUCUGGUGUAGCUAUUUUCAACCCAGGCAAGAAGGGGGCGUCUGUAAGAGCCAAACUCCACUUCUACUCUUAUGGUGCGCUCUCUUUGCUUCCAGUGGUUUCCUUUCCCCGGCCUCUGCUGCAUCUCUAGGCUAUGGCAACGUGCGGAAUGCACGAACUGGAUUUUACAAGAAAGCCAAGAUAUUAUUCGAUAUUGGAUCAGAAUCCUCACCGGUAAUACUGGGGCAGAGUGCUCUUCUUCUUUCUUUCCAAACAUAUUCGCCCAGAAUUAAAGUCGCCAAAAUCGACAGCCCUAGUAUAAGAUCCAACACGAUCUGGCUCAGGACUGCAAUUCGACAUGCCCAGCAAGCGAAUGUGGAAACAAUAUGUUGUUCUCCGUUAGUUUCCACUAUUGCGUCUCCCCGAAGUGCUGCAAGGCUGUGCGCUGGCCAUCAGGAACUCCUUUUACGUAUAAGUAUUUCAGCUACUAUUUCAGCUACUGGAGAUGAGACCUUGUCUGCUUAUUCGGAUCUGUCUGGAGCAGCCCACGGAAUUCAGAGUGCCAUUCUAGACAUCUCGAAUUGCAUCAUCGAGUUUAUGCAGCUGGGUCUUGUGCCUUACCUCUACAUUGGCAUCGCUGCAUUUGCAGCACUGCCGUAUUUGAUGCAAGUACUAGACUUGAAAAUCACCCGUCGAUCCUGUCCCGAAGUCGAGUUGACGGAUCAAUACCAUCGUCUCUGCAUACUCACUAGAGCUGUGAAAGAAUACCAAGCUCGCUACAACGGCCUGGACCAUUUCGGCGGAACUAUACAGUUUAUCAGCACGAAUUUCCAACUCAUCACUCGAUAUUUACCAGAGAAUGUGAGAAUCACUAGUUGGCAGGAUGUUUUGAUGCAUGACCCUUGUUGCUACAUGAGACUUGCAUUGGCUCUUGAACACUGCUCGAGGACAGCAACGAUUCCUACUGUUGAACAAUUAGCUGAGGAUUUAGAAGGAUCUUUGACCAUACCUCCACCUCAAAAUCUUGAUUCGAAGCAGGGUGACAGUCCGGACGACUUCAUGUCGCUGUCGAGCUAG
Messenger RNA from Fusarium poae, 1671 nucleotides. RefSeq lists its product as uncharacterized. Gene Ontology annotation, molecular function: DNA-binding transcription factor activity, RNA polymerase II-specific; zinc ion binding. Lineage: Eukaryota; Fungi; Ascomycota; Sordariomycetes; Hypocreales; Nectriaceae. The record is from RefSeq and is a predicted model, not a curated record. The transcript is spliced from 7 exons. The coding region runs from base 1 to 1671 and encodes 556 amino acids. Gene Ontology annotation, biological process: regulation of DNA-templated transcription.